Molecule: messenger RNA, 808 nt
Organism: Dioscorea cayenensis subsp. rotundata (Guinea yam)
Lineage: Eukaryota; Viridiplantae; Streptophyta; Magnoliopsida; Dioscoreales; Dioscoreaceae
Exons: 4
Coding region: 47-673 (208 amino acids)
Biological process (GO): snRNA processing
Cellular component (GO): integrator complex
Source: RefSeq, a predicted model, not a curated record
AGACCAUAAAUCCUUACUCAUUCUGGAGGAAGGUGUUGAUGCUGAAAUGGCUCUUUUACCAUUCAAGACAUUGUCAAUGAAGGUUCUCCAAUGUUCUUUACUUGCCGGAAUGAAAUUGAAGAAAAUUCAGCCAUUGCUAGAAUUGUUCCAACCAAAGCUAGUCUUGUUCCCUGAUAGCUUGAAGUCCCAGCUCAACUUCUCAAAGAACUACACACACUUGUACUAUUCUGAGAAUUCGACCCUCAGAGUACCAAGCUUGAAGGACGACUUCGAAGUUCGGUUGAUGAGAUGCUUGGAUUUUAAACUUCAGCCUAGAAUAUUACCACAGGAAAAUAUGGCCAUUGCUAGAUUAGAAGGCCAGCUUCUUUUAAGCAAUGGGAAUCAUUUGUUAGUCCCUGCCAAAAAGCCCACCCACUUCUCUAGCAAACAACAAUUGAACUGGGGCUCUGUAGAUCCUAAUCUCCUACUCAAAGCUUUAAAAGAUAAAGGCAUCGAUGGUCUUAUUUCUUAUGAUGAAACUGCACCUUGUCAUGGUGUUCACUCCAUUCACAUCAGUGCACCUGAUGAAGCUGUGAUUGAGAUAGACUCAAAGCAAACAGUCAUUUUUGCUGCUAAUGAAAACCUGACUGCUGUAAUCUGUGAAACUUUCAGCUCUGUAUGCAGUGGGAUUUAGAACCAAUUUUGUUGUUUGAUGCUCUUCUAGAUCUAUACUAAAUUCUUGUAAUUUAAUUAAACCUGACUGUUGUAAUUUCCGAUCCUCGUUUAAGUGAAUUUUGAUUGACAUAAAUUAAAAAAAAAAAAUCUAAUU